AUGAAUGGUAGGGAGAGUAAGGAGACGAUAGUGUUGCAGGUGAAUGUACAAAGAAAGGGAGUGGCGAUGGAUGUGAUGUGGAAGACGGUGCAAGAGGAAGGAGUGAAUGUAUUAGUUCUGUUUGAACCAAAUAAAAAGAGAGUGAAAGGAGUAGAAUGGAUGACGGAUGUGGGACAAGAUGUAGCAGUGAGACUACUGUAUGGAUGCUAUAUAUCUCCUAAUACUGGUAUUGGGAGAUAUAGGAAGUUCCUGGAUGAUCUAACUGAAAGUGUGAGCAAAUGGGAGGGGGACGUGGUGGUCGCAGGAGACUUCAUUGCGAAGUCACCCCUGUGGGGCUCUCCCAUAACGAAUGAUCUGAGAGGUAGUUUGCUUGAGGAUUGGAUGUCAGAGAGGUGCAUGGUAUGUCAUAACUGCGGAAAUGCCCCCACCUUCCUGCGAGGUGCUCAGAAGUCGCACAUCGACCUGACCCUCAGCACGGAAGGGGUGGCUAGAAGAAUGAAAGAGUGGAGAGUGCUAGAACAGGAGAAUCUGAGCGAUCACCAGGACAUAGUAUGGGUACUGGGUACGACAGGAGAGUGUGAGAGAGGUGAGGACAGAAUGAAGGAACGGGGAUGGAGUGUGGCAGAAGAGAAGAUGGAAAGACUGGCUGAGGUGAUGAAGGAGAGGGUGAAGACAAUUGAUAAACGUAAGGAUCUGGUGUGUGAGACGAAGAGUGCAAGAGGAAAAGAAAAAGAGUGGAAGAGAGUGUGCGAGGAAAUAGAUAGGAAUGUGUGGGGAGAUGAAUACAAUAUAGUAACUAAAUGGAUGGGAAAAGGAAUGAGCGGUACUGCGUGUGGUGAAAAUGUAAUGGAGGAGGCCCGUAAGCUCUUUCCCGAGCACGGGCCUCUAGAGUGGCCGGAUCUGGUGGUGGACGUACAGGUGCCAGCCUUCUCCCCCGAAGAGCUGCAGGAGGCGGCCGGGAGGUUGAGGAAGGGCAAGGCGCCGGGUCCGGAUAAGAUACCACCAGAGGUAUGUAAGACAUAUGCCAAAGAAUGUGGAAAAGAAUGUCUGGAGGUCAUGAAUAGAUGUCUGGAGAAAGGGGUUGUUCCCAAAGAAUGGAAGGUGGCGAGACUGGUGCUGAUAGAGAAAGAAAGAAAGGAAGAAGAGAAUGCGAAAUAUAGGCCCAUCUGUCUGCUGAACGGGAUGGGCAAGCUGUACGAGGGAAUGUUGGCUGCGAGACUGAGGAACGACGUUCGGAGGCUCGGUGGUCUGGCGGAGACGCAGUAUGGAUUUAGGGCGGGACGAUCGACGCCAUGA
Molecule: messenger RNA, 1296 nt
Organism: Zophobas morio
Lineage: Eukaryota; Metazoa; Arthropoda; Insecta; Coleoptera; Tenebrionidae
Exons: 3
Coding region: 1-1296 (431 amino acids)
Molecular function (GO): catalytic activity
Source: RefSeq, a predicted model, not a curated record